This is a messenger RNA of Physeter macrocephalus (sperm whale), 4389 nucleotides long. It is a transcript of the gene EXOC5, whose product is annotated as exocyst complex component 5. The record is from RefSeq and is a predicted model, not a curated record. Lineage: Eukaryota; Metazoa; Chordata; Mammalia; Artiodactyla; Physeteridae. Gene Ontology annotation, cellular component: exocyst; cytoplasm. Gene Ontology annotation, biological process: exocytosis; Golgi to plasma membrane transport. The transcript is spliced from 18 exons. The coding region runs from base 234 to 2360 and encodes 708 amino acids.
GGUGACAAUGGGAGCUGCGCGGGCGGCGCCGGGAGGCAGCUGACAGGCGUCUGCGGCUUCGCUUCAUGGCCGCUUUCCUGCCCCGCCUGGGCUCUGUGGGUAGCGGGGCGGCCCGCGGCGGCCGGGAGCCGGAGCUGGCGAGCCGAGCGGAGACCUGUGCGCGGCGCCGCUGAGGCGCAGCAUGUGAAGAAGAGACGGCAUCCAGUGCGAGGCGAGCCUCUCAGCCGGCCGGGAUGGCCACGACGGCCGAGCUCUUCGAGGAGCCUUUUGUGGCAGAUGAGUAUAUUGAACGUCUUGUAUGGAGAACCCCAGGAGGAGGCUCUAGAGGGGGACCUGAAGCUUUUGAUCCUAAAAGAUUAUUAGAAGAAUUUGUAAAUCAUAUUCAAGAACUCCAGAUAAUGGAUGAAAGGAUUCAAAGGAAAGUAGAGAAACUAGAGCAACAGUGUCAGAAAGAAGCUAAGGAAUUUGCCAGGAAGGUGCAAGAGCUCCAGAAAAGCAAUCAGGUUGCCUUCCAACAUUUCCAAGAACUAGAUGAGCACAUCAGCUAUGUAGCAACCAAGGUCUGUCACCUUGGAGACCAGUUGGAGGGGGUAAACACACCCAGACAACGGGCAGUAGAGGCUCAGAAAUUGAUGAAAUACUUUAAUGAGUUUCUAGAUGGAGAAUUGAAAUCUGAUGUGUUUACAAAUUCUGAAAAGAUAAAGGAGGCAGCAGACAUCAUUCAGAAGUUGCACCUAAUUGCCCAAGAGUUACCUUUUGAUAGAUUUUCAGAAGUUAAAUCCAAAAUUGCAAGUAAAUACCAUGAUUUAGAAUGCCAACUGAUACAGGAGUUUACUGGUGCUCAAAGAAGAGGUGAAAUCUCCAGAAUGAGAGAAGUAGCAGCUGUUUUACUCCAUUUUAAGGGUUAUUCCCAUUGUGUUGAUGUUUAUAUAAAGCAGUGCCAGGAGGGUGCUUACUUGAGAAAUGAUAUAUUUGAAGAUGCAGCAAUACUCUGUCAACGGGUGAACAAACAAGUUGGAGAGAUCUUUAGUAAUCCAGAAACAGUACUGGCUAAACUUAUUCAAAAUGUAUUUGAAAUCAAACUACAGAGCUUUGUGAAAGACCAGUUAGAAGAAUGUAGGAAGUCUGAUGCAGAGCAGUAUCUCAAAAGUCUCUACGAUUUAUAUACAAGAACCACAAAUCUUUCCAGCAAGUUGAUGGAGUUUAACUUAGGUACUGAUAAACAGACUUUCUUGUCUAAGCUUAUCAAGUCCAUUUUCAUUUCCUAUUUGGAGAACUAUAUUGAAGUGGAGACUGGAUAUUUGAAAAGCAGAAGUGCUAUGAUCCUACAGCGCUAUUAUGAUUCAAAAAACCAUCAAAAGAGAUCCAUUGGCACAGGAGGUAUUCAAGAUUUGAAAGAGAGAAUUAGACAGCGUACCAACUUACCACUGGGGCCAAGUAUCGAUACUCAUGGAGAGACUUUCCUAUCCCAAGAAGUGGUGGUUAAUCUUUUACAAGAAACCAAGCAAGCCUUUGAAAGAUGUCAUAGGCUCUCUGAUCCUUCUGAUUUACCAAGGAAUGCCUUUAGAAUUUUUACCAUUCUUGUGGAAUUUUUAUGUAUUGAACAUAUUGAUUAUGCCUUGGAAACAGGACUUGCUGGAAUUCCUUCUUCAGAUUCUAGGAAUGCAAAUCUCUACUUUUUGGAUGUUGUGCACCAGGCCAAUACUAUUUUUCAUCUUUUUGACAAGCAGUUUAAUGAUCACCUUAUGCCACUAAUAAGCUCUUCUCCUAAGUUAUCUGAAUGCCUUCAGAAGAAAAAAGAAAUAAUUGAACAGAUGGAGAUGAAAUUAGAUACUGGCAUUGAUAGGACAUUAAAUUGUAUGAUUGGACAAAUGAAGCAUAUCUUGGCUGCAGAACAAAAGAAAACAGAUUUUAAGCCAGAAGAUGAAAACAAUGUUUUGAUUCAGUAUACCAAUGCCUGUGUUAAAGUAUGUGCUUAUGUAAGAAAACAAGUGGAGAAGAUUAAAAAUUCCAUGGAUGGGAAGAAUGUGGAUACAGUUUUGAUGGAACUUGGAGUACGUUUUCAUCGACUUAUUUAUGAGCAUCUUCAACAAUAUUCCUAUAGUUGUAUGGGUGGCAUGUUAGCAAUUUGUGAUGUUGCUGAAUAUAGGAAGUGUGCCAAAGACUUCAAGAUUCCUCUGGUAUUACAGCUUUUUGAUACUCUGCAUGCACUUUGCAAUCUUCUGGUAGUAAACCCAGAUAAUUUAAAGCAAGUCUGCUCAGGAGAACAACUUGCUAAUCUGGACAAGAACAUUCUUCACUCCUUCGUACAACUUCGUGCUGACUAUAGAUCUGCCCGCCUUGCUCGACAUUUCAGCUGAGGUUGAAUUUACAAGGGCAGUGUGUUGUACUUCAGCAGGCCUUGGUUGGUAGAAAGCACAGGCGGUUUCUUAUGACACAGCCAACAUUUUAUUGAAAAAUGACUGUUUAGAAAAACAGCAGCCAUACUUACCCUUGAGAUUUUAUUUGAUAUUUGGACACUACUAAGCAUAUUUUGCUCUUUUCCCUUAAGUUGAAUUUUAAUUCCGUUUUUGAACUUAUAAAUUUCAGACUCUGUAAAGCUAUAUGUCAUUGUUUUCAUCCUGGAAAAUGUUGGUGUCAGAAGGCAAAUGAGAUGUUACCAGUGUUCUGGUUCAUGUUCUUUAACAUAGUCCACUGGGAAAUUUCACCAUCCUGUUUUGCACUAAAGAUGGGUAAAAUCCAACAAAACUACAUUUAUUAUUUAUCAAUUUUCAGUGACCUUUUCAGCACUGGUAAUUGUGAAUCAGAUUAUUUUAGGUUUUCCUAGAGAACUUUUUGCUUCUUUCAGAAGGUUAAUUAACAAUUGGGCAUAAUUUUUAUAGUUGGUUGAUUGGAUUUUUCUGAGGUACAACAGUAAUACUAUUCCAAGAAAAAUGUUAUAAACAAAACUAAAAUUAUGAAAUGUUUUAUGUAGGUAUUAGCAGUGGAUCAGAAUACAUCUGCUUUCUGGGUAAAAAAAAACUUAAAUGUUUACAAUUUCUUAUUUGGUAAACAGAUUUUUAAGCCAAUGCUAGCAAGAAAUUAAUAAAAUUACCUUAUUUUAUAUUUCGCUUAAGAUAAGGUGGAGGAUCUUAACUAAAGGACCAUAUUUAUUCAUUAUUUUAAUAUUAUAAGGGAAGUAAAAAAAUGAGGUAUAGUCUAAAUGGUGCAUAUGAGAAGUAUUGACAGUGUUUAGCAACAAUGCAGUCCUUUAAGAUUUCUACCUUUAUGCAAAACUGGAAUAAGAUGGAAUGGCUAAACAUGCAGGUAGUCUUCUAUUUUAAGAGGAAUUGGGAAUUGAUAGUUAACAUUAUAUUCUAAGUCUCGAGAUAAACUUUGCAAGGACUAGUUGCUUUUUAAAUCUUUAGUUUCUGUCAUUACCUUUUUCAGGGCAUUUCUGAAGCGAUUCCUACUGAAUGUAGUUAAUUGAAUUGGCUUAAUAUGGUGGCAUAAUAAAUCACUUAUAAAAUUUUAAACAUCAAGCAGAAAUUUAGAAAGAUCUUUACUCUAAAAACUAUAAACUUGCUCUGUGAGAACGCAUUCUUAGCUAUAUGUAGUGUUUCAGCUUUCAUUGUGUUUUUCAUAGUCUUCAGGAACAGAUAAACUUUAAUGUUCAACUCAUUCUUGACUUUUCUUUUUCCUUUAAUGUAGGCUUUUUGGCCUAAUUUUGGAAAACUAAUUUUAAGAAUAUGUUUCUGAAUGUUCAUCAACUUUACCAAAACUUCCAGGUCCAGAGCAAGGUAGCUACUGUUUAAAGUUACUAUUGACUGAAUUUUCUUCAUUUUCUGUUUAGCCCAGUGUUAUCAGGGUAAGCAAGAGAAAUGAAGUAUGCCAACUUCUAUCAAAGUAUUUUAGGAAAGUAUGGCAGCUUUAGAAGGCUGUCUAGUUUUCUAUUCCUUAGCCAAAGGAAAGCCAGAACAGGUUUUGGAUACUAGAGAAAGUCAUAUGCUUGUACUAUUGCCAUUUUAGAAAGCUCUGAUGUGAAUUCAAAUUAUACCUCUGUUACUUAAAGCCAACAAUUUUAAAGCAGUAGUUUUACUGGCCACUUGAACUCUUUGUACACAGUGUCAAUUUGUAAAAAAAUUAAAAAGGGAAAAAAAUAUCAAAUAAAACAUGAGAGAACACUUUAAGACUUCGAAAUCAGAAAAGUGCUUCAGAUUAUUUUGUUUGGAUUAAUUUUUUUAAUGUAAAACAUAUAUUUGUUGCUUAGAUAUUUUGUUAAUUAUUAUUUCCAUGUUUGAGUUCUGUGCAAUAUUUUCCAUUAUGUCCAUUGACAGCAGUAACAGAAAACUCGUGACUUCUUAAUUUAGAAGUGUUAACAUUAAUGCUCAAUAAACAAAUUCCCUGCAA